This is a messenger RNA of Aedes albopictus (Asian tiger mosquito), 1738 nucleotides long. Its product is annotated as band 7 protein AGAP004871. The transcript has 5 exons. NCBI's taxonomy places the organism in Eukaryota, Metazoa, Arthropoda, Insecta, Diptera, Culicidae. Gene Ontology annotation, cellular component: plasma membrane. The record is from RefSeq and is a predicted model, not a curated record. The coding region runs from base 271 to 1437 and encodes 388 amino acids.
GCCGAUCUGGACAAGCAGAGCAGUGAUCUUCGAGUGUGGGUCAGUCCAGAAAUAGUCCAUCCAUUGAUCGGAUGGUCCGUACGCGCGAUCGCGAUCGUAUUGUAGCGUGCGCCCGUUUUUUGUUUAUCCGGCCGGACCAUUACCACCCGCUGCUGUUCGGACCCGCGGGAUUCGCCCGGAUUGUUUAUUAUCGGAUUGAUUUACGGUCUCCGCGUUCCCGUUCGCGUGCCGUGCCGAACCGGGUAGUGUACAGUGAACAGAACAGAUAACAUGAUCAGUGUCGCCGGUCAACAGGAUGACCCAUUAUCGGAGGUUCAGCAGUAUCAUCAGCACUUGGGACCGAUUCCGCCGCCGGUGCUGCUGCCGCAGAUUCCAGUGACGGCGGGGCUCUCGCCUCAGACGCAGACACAUCAUCCGCCCUCGCCAACUCCACCGCCGCAGCAACAGCAGCAUCAGCCACGUUACACGCCGUUCAACCCCACCACGUUGGCCAUUCCCAUACCGGAUAGUCUUCGAGUGAAAACUGACUCAACCCGGAUAUGGGGCUGCUGGAAUGAUGCCGAAGCCGAUUCGAUAGGAUGCGUCGAAGUGCUGGCCACCGUCUGCUCGACCAUCCUGAUGGUCCUGACCUUGCCGAUAUCGAUUUUCCUCUGCUUCAAGGUCGUCCAGGAGUACGAACGGGCCGUCAUCUUCCGGCUUGGUCGGUUGAGAUCCGGCGGAGCCCGCGGUCCCGGUGUGUUCUUCGUGCUGCCAUGCAUCGACAACUACUGCAAGGUCGAUCUGCGUACCGUAUCGUUCGACGUGCCUCCCCAGGAAGUCCUGACGCGUGACUCCGUGACCGUGUCCGUAGAUGCCGUCGUGUACUACCGUAUCCGUGACCCGUUGAAUGCCGUCGUCCAGGUGGCCAACUACAGCCACUCCACCCGCCUACUGGCGGCCACCACCCUGCGUAACGUCCUCGGUACCCGAAACCUCUCGGAACUCCUGACCGAGCGGGAAGCCAUCUCGCACUCGAUGCAGGUCACCCUGGACGAGGCCACCGACCCCUGGGGCGUUCAGGUCGAACGCGUUGAAAUUAAGGACGUCUCCCUGCCGGACUCGCUGCAGCGUUCGAUGGCUGCCGAAGCGGAAGCUGCCCGUGAAGCCCGUGCCAAGGUCAUUGCCGCCGAGGGAGAAAUGAAGUCAUCCCGAGCGCUGAAGGAAGCUUCGGACAUUAUGUGCGAAAGUCCGGCUGCGCUGCAGCUCCGUUACCUGCAAACCCUGAGCAGCAUUGCCGGCGAGAAGAACUCCACCAUCGUGUUCCCGUUGCCGAUCGAGCUGAUCGGACCGUUGAUGAACAUCACCUCCAGCAUCACCAGCAAGAUGGCGGCAACUCCGUCGUCGACGGCUACGACGACGGCGGUGGCUGAUUCACGCCCGGGCGAAGUGAUUGACUAGCAUUUAACGAAGGAGUGUAGGCGGAUAUGGCAAUUUGAUUCUUUGUAGGAGCGGUGGGAGAUUGUUGAAACGUGGUUAACCGAUACUGUUUUUGAGAAAAAAUACAAAUGUUAAAGCAAGAAAUACACACAUAUAUGAUAAGUAAUAACAUAACUUAAUAUCGAAACGUGCCAAAAUUAAGCGGACAAAUUAACUUGUGAAUACGGUAAGCAAAGAUUUACGGUAGUUGGUAGCAUAUAAAACUAACUAAAAGCGAUUUUCUAAGCUCUAGGUGUUGUAAAUACAAGUUUACAUAUUGAAA